AUGUCAUUUGGGAAAGAGAACAAUUAUGAGCUAGACGUUAACGGCGGGAACAUGAGGUCUCAUUACAAGCCUCGUGUGUCAUACUAUUACAGUAAAGGGAUUGGCGACUAUCAUUAUGGAGAGAAGCAUCCGAUGAAACCUCACCGCCUAGCGCUCACAAAUAGCCUUGUUUUGGGUUACGGAAUGCACAAGUACAUGGAAAUGUACGAGCCUCAGCGAGCUACAAGAGACGAGAUAUGCGAAUUCCACGAUCAAGACUACAUUGACUUCCUGUCUAGGCUAUCCUCGCCGCCUACACCGACAAUGGUGAAUCUUAUGAAGCAAUUUAACAUGACGGACGAUUGUCCUGCUUUUCCGAACCUCUACGACUUCUGUCAGCAGUAUGCUGGUGCCAGUCUGUUAGGAGCGCGUCAUAUAACAUCACAGCGCUCUGAUAUUGCCGUUAACUGGACUGGUGGUCUCCAUCAUGCACACAAGGCUGAAGCUAGUGGAUUUUGCUAUGUGAAUGAUAUAGUGCUGGCUAUUCUCGAGCUGCUGAGGUUCCACCCGCGGGUGCUAUACAUAGACAUUGAUAUUCACCACGGUGACGGUGUGCAGGAGGCAUUCUACAAUAGCAAUCGCGUCAUGACAGUAUCGUUCCACAAAUACACAGGUGACUUCUUCCCCGGCACUGGUGCACUCGAUGAGACGGGCGAGGGCGCAGGCAAGCACUUCUCCCUUAAUGUCCCACUCCAGGAUGGAAUAGAUGACUAUAGCUAUGUAGCACUAUUCAAAAACAUCAUGUCUUCCUGCAUAGAAUCAUACAGACCAUCAGCAAUUCUGCUCCAAUGCGGAGCAGACUCACUUGGGUGUGAUCGACUCGGAGCGUUCAACCUAUCGAUUCGCGCACACGGAGAGUGCGUACAAUAUAUAAAGAGCUGGGGUAUACCGCUGAUGGUCGUCGGCGGGGGUGGGUAUACGAUAAGGAACGUAUCGCGUUGCUGGGCGUACGAGACGUCAGUGUUGUUGGACAUGGGAGUCAAUGACACACUGCCGCAGACAAGUUACGAUGAAUACUUUGCUCCGGAUUACGUCCUCCAUCCUCCUAUCGUCACUAAGGUCGAUAAUCAGAACAGCAAAGCCGGCCUCGAAAGGUUGGUGAGAGGUUGCAGGGAGCAGCUAAGGUAUCUUAACGGUGCACCGAGCGUACAGAUGCAAGAGAUUCCUCCGGAUAUCGCCCGCUUCAUGGACGCGGCGGAGUUGGGAGUGGACGAAAGAGAUGAAUUGCAGUGGGGCCAGACUGCCGCGAGUGAUACGAAACAUCCUGAUAGUCACGCGUCUAAUAAUGAAUUCUUUGAUGAUGAAGUCGAUCAGGACGCGCUGGCGCUCGAGCAGGUGAGGGGUGGUGAGCGGAUUAAGAUGCAGAUGCAGAUGCAGAGGCAGGAAAAUGAGGAAAUGGAUGAGAUGAUGGGUGGUAUGGUGGAUGGAGAAGAGAAGGAGGAUGAGCAGAUAGAGAAAGUGAGGAGAGAUGAAGAGAUGGUGCAGGCAGAUGAGGAUAGUGGUGACAAGCAAGUUGAGCAGGUUGAUCAAACGUCGGAAUCACAGCAAGCACAGUCAGAGCAACCGCAACAGCAACAGCAACAGCAACAAUUAGAUAGACUUAUCGAUCAAGCAGACACAACAAGAAUUGAACAUACGGAACAACCACAGCAAGCUGCACAGCCAGUUGUAUCAUUGGGGGAACAACCAGCCGUGCAAACAAUGUCUCGACCAGUUUCAGACUGGGCUGCAGAACCAAUGUCUCAUACCAUACCACAAACAGAACCAGAACCAGUUGCACAGAUGUCUUCACAACCGGCGUUGCAACCAGCUGCACAGCCAAUAUCAAACUCUGUUGCCCAACCAAUCACACAAAUAGGUGCACAACCAGAUGUACACUUGAAUGCUAAGCCACCUUCCCAGCCAGUAAUUGACGAAACCAUGGAAGGUGUGACAUCUGGACAGAAUGGAUCAAUUGCGCCGUUGAUGGACAAAGAAUCGACGACAUCUAGUCAAGUAAAAUUAGAAGACGGAGGUGAGGGCGCUGCAACUAGCAAUGCCAAUAGCAAUGCCACUAGUAAUGCCACUAGUAAUGCCAACGUGAUAAAGGUUAAAACAGAACCAGCUUAA
Wallemia ichthyophaga EXF-994 is the source of this 2148-nucleotide messenger RNA. Its product is annotated as Histone deacetylase 3. The transcript is spliced from 7 exons. The record is from RefSeq and is a predicted model, not a curated record. Lineage: Eukaryota; Fungi; Basidiomycota; Wallemiomycetes; Wallemiales; Wallemiaceae. The coding region runs from base 1 to 2148 and encodes 715 amino acids. Gene Ontology annotation, molecular function: histone deacetylase activity.